Molecule: messenger RNA, 1278 nt
Organism: Papaver somniferum (opium poppy)
Lineage: Eukaryota; Viridiplantae; Streptophyta; Magnoliopsida; Ranunculales; Papaveraceae
Product: probable E3 ubiquitin-protein ligase HERC4
Exons: 7
Coding region: 8-1243 (411 amino acids)
Source: RefSeq, a predicted model, not a curated record
GUCAUCAAUGGAAGAAAGAGAAAGAAUUGAACAGGAAGAAGAGAGAAAAAGAAGAAAUAAUGGUAAAGUAUGGAGUUGGGGAGCUGGUACAGAUGGUCAAUUAGGAACGUCAAAGCUCCAAGAUGAACAUCUCCCACAACUAAUUCACUCUCUAAAUUAUGUAGCAAACACCGUUUCUCAACUUGCUUGUGGAGGUGCCCAUGUUAUUGCUUUGACAGGGAAUGAUGGAAAAGUUUUUACUUGGGGUAGAGGAACAAGUGGUCAAUUAGGUCAUGGAGACCAAACCAAUUGCUUAAACCCUAAACCUGUUAAAUUCUUGGAAACCCUUAUUAUGUCUCAUGUUUCUGCUGGUUGGAAUCAUUCUGGGUUUGUUUCAGAUAGUGGUAAAGUUUAUACUUGUGGAGAUGGUUCAUUUGGACAACUAGGGCAUGGAGAUUAUGAGUCCCAUCACUUACCUGUUGAAGUUUCGUAUUUGGGUUCCAAAUUUGUUGAACAGAUUGCAUGUGGGAUGCGCCAUUCGCUUGUCUUGCUCAAAGGUCAAUCAGGAGCUCAAAUUUAUGGAUUUGGUUCAGGAAAGCGUGGUCAAUUGGGUGUUUCGAUUGACCGUAUUAAGAUAGUGUCCAACCUUCCUCAAGCUGCUAAGGGACUUGAAAAUGUUGAGAUACGUAAUAUUUAUGCCAACGGAGAUCACAGUGCAGCAGUGAGUGCUGACGGACAUGUCUACACUUGGGGCAGAGGGUUCAGUGGCCAAUCUGAUGCUUACCGUCCAGAGAUUUUAUCAUCACCCUUGAAGUUUUUCAAAGUCGCUCUUGGAUGGAAUCAUGCGUUACUGCUUACAGAUGCCAAGGAAGUGUAUAUGCUUGGUGGGAAAUACCAUGGAAUGCUCAGUGAUCCUGGGAAAAUGAGCUUUGAGCUGCAUCCCCCUAUUCACGAAGUUUCUAGUCAAAGCUCAGAUGGCGACGGAAGAGUGUCGAUCCUCGGAAAAGUACCUGAUCUUAAUGAGACCAGGGUCAUCGAUGUUGCAACUGGAUCUGAGCACUCUGCUAUAGUUACAGAGAAUGGAGAGAUAAUGACUUGGGGUUGGGGUGAACAUGGGCAACUAGGUCUAGGGAACACCUGUGAUCAAAUGAACCCUCAAAUGGUGCACCUAGGUGAUGUGGUUCCUUCUGAUAAUCAAACCCAACUUAGUGUUUACUGUGGAAGUGGGUUUACUUUUGUCGUGCGUCUACUUUCUCAAACUUGAAGAUUUGUUAAUUUUAAGAAAAUGAAGUUCCUUGU